Messenger RNA from Phlebotomus argentipes, 911 nucleotides. Its product is annotated as zinc finger protein-like 1 homolog. The record is from RefSeq and is a predicted model, not a curated record. The coding region runs from base 6 to 836 and encodes 276 amino acids. Gene Ontology annotation, cellular component: Golgi apparatus. The transcript is spliced from 4 exons. NCBI's taxonomy places the organism in Eukaryota, Metazoa, Arthropoda, Insecta, Diptera, Psychodidae.
CUACAAUGGGACUCUGUAAAUGUCCUAAACGACUCGUGACCAAUUUGUUUUGCUUCGAACACCGUGUAAAUGUGUGUGAAAACUGCAUUGUAACGAGUCAUCCAAAGUGCAUUGUUCAGUCAUAUCUCCAGUGGCUCAAGGAUAGCGAUUACAACUCAUCUUGUUCCCUGUGUGGUGAAAAUCUCGAUGCCGAUGAUUGUGUUCGACUAAUUUGCUUUCAUGUCUUUCAUUGGAAGUGCAUCAACAGCAGACAGGAGUCCCUGCCGCCCAACACGGCUCCUGGCGGCCACUCGUGUCCCACAUGCUCAGAGAAGAUCUUUCCUCCUGUUCAUCUGGUGUCUCCGGUGGCGGAUGUGCUGCGCAGCCGACUGUCGCAGGUGAAUUGGGGCCGGAAUGAGCUGGGAUUGCCGCUUCUGGCUGACGAGAAGAAGGAGCAACGCUCGGGAUCGAGCCAAGGGCCAUCCGGAGUGACUAGCACGAAGUCGAAGGACAACUGGGAUGUCUUCCAAGCGUCUCAGUCGCACUCCGUCCUCAACAUAGACACAUUCAACGCGAGCAGUAGACGUCCUCUCCUGGCCAGAGAGCCUCCGAUUGGGGCCUCGGACAGAGAUGAGAACAAAUACAAGCGCAGAUCGGUUGGUGAACUGGUGAAUCGCUGGACAAGGCGUCUCUACAGUCCAUCUUCGCGUCCUCCGUGGCGUCGCACGUGGUUCAUCUGCCUGGCAGGACUGCUGGUGUUUGUCCUCGUGAUCUACGUGAUGGCCAAAGUGGGACGCAGUGGCAACAGCGACGGUUUCUUCGACAUGGACUUGAAUCCCAACAUCAAGUACGAAUAGGAAUCGAUGGACAUUCCGCGGUCGAGUCAAAUAUUUUAUCGAUAUAUCCUCUGCUCCCCAGCAAAAGUAUCCCCC